CUCAGCUCCGAGCCUCCGAGCCUUCGCGGGCCGAUCGAGGAUGACUCCCAAAUAAAAUCUCUCUCUCCCUCUCUCUCUCUCUCUCUCUGUCUCUCUGUCUCUGUAAAAGACACAAGACACACUCGGAUGCGGAGCAUAUUUGAAUCCAGUCACCAAUUACUCAGGAAAAUUCGUGGGUUUCCACGGGUAUCAUUAUAAUUGUCAUUAUCCUCGUUUGCAAUUCAAAACAAAAGCAAUAGACAAGUGGAGCUAUGGGUUCGUCUUCAUCCGAAGUUUUUCCAAAAAUGCAGGAAAUCAUGCUGGAGUUUCGUGCUGGUAAAAUGUAUUUUGAGGGGAAAAGGGUUGUCCCUGAUAGUCGCAAAGGGCUUAUUCGCAUAGCAAGGGGGGAGGAAGGCUUGGUCCAUUUUCAGUGGAUUGAUCGGACAAAGAAUAUCGUUGAAGAUGACCAAAUAGUAUUUCCUGAUGAGGCAUUUUUUGAGAAGGUUAAUGUUUCAUCCGGACGGGUGUACAUAUUGAAGUUUGAUAGCGACGACAGGAAGUUCUUUUUUUGGAUGCAGGAGCCUAAUGCAGAUGGUGAUUCACAAUUAUGUAGUGCAGUCAAUUACCACCUCAAUCAACCAAUGGCUUUUCUUGCUGUUAUAGCAGAGUUCCCUGGUGAAGAAGAUCCUGAUCCUUCUGUUCCUUUACAAGUUUCUGAAGAUAUGGUUGAAGAUGAUAUCUCAUCGAGAGCUGGAAACUUGGUAGGCCCAAACUUGGGUGUGGAUGUAACUAGUGAAGUCACCUCUUCAUCUGGACCAGUGAAAUUGGAGGACCUGCAACGAAUUUUGAGUAACAUUGGGCCUGCAGAUAAUGCUGAAGAUUCAGAUGGAGGUGAUAAUUUGCUUUUCCAUUCUCUCACUAUCUCUGGCUUGGGACUGAGAGAUAUUUUGAAACCUGAUUUGAUAAUGCCGUUGAUUGAGACAUUGCCAUUGGAACAGUGUUUAACAUCAUACUUACCUGAGGGUCAAUGGACUCCAGAGGAUAUAUUGGAGUUGCUGCAGAGUCCACCUUUCUGCCAACAAGUGGAUUCAUUUACUUAUGUUCUUCGAACUGGACAGAUAGAUUUGUCUCAGUUUGGUAUUGACCCAAGUAAAUACAAGUUCACUGUUUUAUCUUUUCUCGAGGCACUUGAGGAUUCUGUUUCUGGGACAUCAGAUUCCGAGGAGUCGAGGCAAGACGACAAGGAUUUGAGACCUCAAUCAUGUAAGCGGAGUGACCCUAUGGAUGAGUCCCAAUAGCGGAGGCACUUUUAUGCAUCUUCUGUUAGUUUGUUUUCUCCUUGAUUGAUUUUAGCCAAGUGAGACUUAUCUGCUCACUUACCACCUACAUUUUUCUUCAUGGGAAAAAGGGGCAUGGGUGUUGGGGAAGAAGCAAUGAAAGGUGUUGGUUUUAGUUUGCUUUCAUAACUCCUCUGUACGCAUAUCUAUAAAUCCUCAAGUAUUUUUUUUUUCCAAUAAACAAUUGAAUUAUAUGUUACAUUAAAGUCAUUAUACGCAUGUGACCUUGAAACA
Molecule: messenger RNA, 1550 nt
Organism: Carya illinoinensis
Lineage: Eukaryota; Viridiplantae; Streptophyta; Magnoliopsida; Fagales; Juglandaceae
Product: 26S proteasome regulatory subunit RPN13-like
Exons: 14
Coding region: 252-1277 (341 amino acids)
Biological process (GO): ubiquitin-dependent protein catabolic process
Cellular component (GO): nucleus; cytoplasm; proteasome regulatory particle, lid subcomplex
Molecular function (GO): ubiquitin binding; proteasome binding; endopeptidase activator activity
Source: RefSeq, a predicted model, not a curated record